GUCAGUGCAAGGGGCCAGAUCAACAACAGAACACAAGAAGUCUCUGCUGAAAAGGUGUGUUUAAUGUGACAAACAUGGCCAGUUUUGGUGAGAAGAGCAGGACCCAGUCAAGGUUCAUCAGCAGCUCCAGUAAUGCAUCUACCACUAGAAACACCACCAUUCGUCUUCGGGAUAUUUACGAUCCCAAGCCUCAACCUCCCAAAGCCCCGGUCCGGAUACGCCCUCCAGGUCCAAGAGCUCCAUCAGUAAAGGAACUCAACUUAAAGCACAGCUCGCCCAGUGAUCCUCCGACCAAGACAAUCAUGAGGAGACGAACUCAGUCUCUUCCUUCGACUGCAGAGAGGAAAAAGGAAUUUCAGAGUCUGCAGGUACGCUUUGUGGACUCGUUGGGCCUAGAAUUAGAGGAAGUUAAGGUCUUCAAAGUUCAAGAGCGCCCCCUGAUACCCCAACAUGUCAUGUUCAGACUACUGAUGAGCUCCGAACUGGCGUUCGGGAGGUCACUGGAGUUGUCUCUGCCUUACUUCAAACCUUGUUUCCCUGAAAAUAUGGGAGCUGAAUCUGACUUUCUGCAGCGCCUCUGCACUCAGAGUGUGUGUCUGGAGCAGGUCUUGUGCUCAGAGCAGGGGAUAACAGGUACUAUACAAGUCCUUAAUUUAGCUUACGAGAAGGUAGUAACAGUGCACUACUCUUUCACAAACUGGAGAACUCAAACAGUGACAACAGCUUCCUGGGUAUCGAGCGGGUACGGGGGGGAGUACGACGCUCCAGAAACUGAUAUCUUCAGAUUUCGCCUGCCUGUCCCGCCUUUUAUUUUGCAGCCGGGAACCAUUUUAGAAUUUGCCAUCUGCUACAGUGUGAAAGGAUCUAAUUACUGGGACAACAACAACGGACAAAACUACAAACUGUCAUGCCACAGUUACAAGGUGACUGUGCCGAGGGAGUGUGAGGACAGCAUGCUGCAUUUUACCUGAGUGUCCACCUGCACAUAGAUAUAUGUAACAAACAAGCAAAAUGCAGUGCAGUAUAUCACAUUUGUUUCCCCCUUUAACCCUUUGGAACCUGGAUCGACAACACGUACCUUGUGCUGUUUUCAGACACCUUACAC
Molecule: messenger RNA, 1105 nt
Organism: Plectropomus leopardus (leopard coralgrouper)
Lineage: Eukaryota; Metazoa; Chordata; Actinopteri; Perciformes; Serranidae
Gene: ppp1r3db
Product: protein phosphatase 1, regulatory subunit 3Db
Biological process (GO): regulation of glycogen biosynthetic process
Cellular component (GO): protein phosphatase type 1 complex
Molecular function (GO): glycogen binding; protein phosphatase 1 binding
Source: RefSeq, a predicted model, not a curated record